AAAGACAGAUUUGCCUUUGGCCGGAUUCCUUUGGAUCCAAUCUGCGGGAUGGCAACUAUACGGCCUCGUCCACGUGCUCCCGGACCACUUGGAACCGGGCGAGAACGUAUCAAUCGCCAGGAGCCCAUUGUUCGGCGUGGGCGUCUGAAUCUGGCUCGCGGCACUUCACUGCCCACGCGGAGCCUUUCCGCACCUCGAGGGGUUACGCCUGUGCGCUUCACAGCACCCGGCAUCCAGCGCGGCACCUCGCGGCGCAAUCUUUCCGUCGGGCCGCAGCGGCAGCGCAGGGGCUGGAACCACGCACCGCAAGAGCCUUCUGAGGACUGGUGUUUCGCAUAUUAUUUGGCGAAUGGCCUGAAUGUCAAGGAUUUACACCAGAGGUGGCUACAGAGCCUGCGAAAACCAGAUCCAAACCGCGAAGAGUGCACAGUGAUUCGUUUCAAUGAUGAUGUGAUGUUGCUGAAGGUUGACGAGAAAGAUUGCUUUGUUUUUUCCUUCGGAUGUUUGGUAUGCUGGGGAUGCACGCCACAAGAGGUCAAUGCUGCUCGCGCGUAUGUUGAGAACCACCUGGCAAGACCAUUGGAGUCUCCUAAGAUUGAAGUGGACUUCUUGAGCAUUAGAGGUAUCGCUGGAGACCUGCCCAUUGCUGCGAAGGCAGUCGAUCGUUUAGCGAUUGCAUACUCGCUGGCGCAAUCCGUGCGACUCAGCUACUGGGAACAAAGGAUUGACCUUUGGGUGGCGGCCACCAGGACCAUUCCGGAGGACAUGGCCCACACAGGUAGGGUAUUGCUGAGCAGUCAUCGUGUGAGCCAGAUGAUGGGCGAGCUCUUCGCUCUCAAGAACCAGGUGAACUUAGAGUUUGACACCUUAGAUGGCACUCCGGACGUUUUUUGGGACUAUGAAGAGUCCGAGCCCCUGUAUCAGCAAACGAGGAUCCAUUUAGAUGUGGAUCGGCGCAUUGACAUCGUCAACCAGCGCUUUGAGGUGUUAGAGGACAUGUUUGACGUUCUGCAAGACAAGCUGAACGAGAGGCAAGAGCACAGGCUCACAUGGAUCAUUAUUUGGCUAUGUGCAUUGGAGGCGGUUUUUACCGCGUUUAAAGUAUUUUGGAUUGCUGGCGUGCCAUUUGCUCUUCAGAUGGAGCAGCGGCUUGAGAGCGAAAUCUUCGGAAGCAAUGCCCCAGCAGUUGGUUCCAACACUUCUCAGGCCAUGCCAUCCAGGCCCUCAAUGCAGGAGGCGCCCAGGAGGUACUUGCUGCUGGUCCCACUUCUGGGUUCAUUGGAUUGGGCUGCAUGUCAAUUGCAGUCGCUUUUGAAGGCUUGCGUUUAGACCCUUUUCUGUUGCGUAGGCGGGCCACGAGCCCCAGGUCAUCCUAUUGUGUGGAGGCCGUGUAGAAAGCUUAAACAUUGAUUAUAUGCUGGCAGCUAUGCCAAGCAAUUGAGGAUUGCGUCGAAUAGAUGUGUGACCUCGGCCUGAGUCAAGAAGACGAAAGAUGAUCUUGAAUCACCAGA
Molecule: messenger RNA, 1511 nt
Organism: Durusdinium trenchii
Lineage: Eukaryota; Dinophyceae; Suessiales; Symbiodiniaceae
Source: the annotation of a GenBank genome assembly